UCCACAGAAAAUCCCCAAUUCCCCCGUCCGAUUCGCUGCUCGUCCGCGCUCUCGCCGCCGGGAUCUCCUCCCGCGCGCCGGCAGCCUCGCGGUGUUACCCUCAUCGUGGCCCAGCGGCCCAGGAAGCCCGCAUCGACGCCGGCGAUGGCCGCCGCGCAGGAGCCGAGAAGCGGGCUCUUCAGCGCCGGCGACUUCCGCACGUACAACCCCAAGCAACUGAACGGCGAAGAUAGGCUCAGCAUGCUGACUGAUGAUAUUUUACUGUCCAUCUUGGGGAGAGUCAGUUCACGUACGGCUGCAAGGACAAGUGUGCUGUCAACACGGUGGAAGCAUCUGCCUUGGUUGCUGCCUGAGCUCAGCAUCGAUGUGAAGGAUUUCCUGUCCGCUCCGUGCGCUGACCCUAUGGAGGAAAAUGAUAUGGAACAAGCUAUGAAGUCUUUGGCCAAAGCAACCAGAAGUUUGUUGGAUAAACAACGGAGAGAAUCCACUAUCUCAAGUUUGCACCUUAAGCUCUAUCUGUUCAACGCUUUCCUUUGUGAAGUUGGCCCACUGAUAGGUGAUGCAAUCGACAGUGGUUUGUUGAAAGAUUUGGAUCUCAGUGUUCUUGAUGAGACAGAGCCUCUUGACCAUAGUGAGGAAGAGAUGCAACAGCGAGCUCAAGACAUAGAUGCUUUUUUCACUGCCUACCCCAGUGUGCUCCACUGCCUCACAAAGCUCUCUCUAAAAAAUGUAGGCUUUGACAAAUUGGACAUGCACCAUGUUCUGUUUGACUGCUGCAAGCAACUGAAGCAUCUAAGCCUUCAUCAUUGUGAUACUGGUUCCUACUCUCUCUUCAAGAUUGAUGCACCAGACUCAAAACUCUGUGUUCUAGAAAUCGGGAUGUGUCGCUUUCUGAGAAUCGACCUUGUCUGCCUCCCUAAAUUGGAGAAGUUGGUUUGCGAUACUUGGGUAUCUCGGUGUGCCCCGUUGACCUUUGGUUUUGUCCCAUCUCUAGGGGAAUUAGAACUCUCGUGUGGUGAGCAAAACGGAUUUAAAUUAAGUGAGCUUCUACAUGGAGUAACAGGCAUACAUACUCUCACAUUGGAUUUCCAAGGAGAAACCCUUUGGUUGCAACCUGAAGUGGAGGAACUCCGCACCGCAUUCAGCAAGCUAAGGAAGCUGUUUGUAUGUGGUAUAUUUGUUGAAUUUGACAUUUUAUGGACGACAGCCUUGCUUGUGGCAGCACCAUCUAUUGAAAUGUUGCAUAUUGAGGUGUGGGAACAUACAUGCGAUGUGGGCGAGGCCAGACCCGCUUCCUACCAUGACAGAAGGAAUCCUCGGUGGGAAAUGCACUUGGACAGCAGCUCCGAGAACAGGCUUCUGAAAGAGCUAGAAUUCGCUGGAUUUAAAUCACUUGAACAGCAGUUUACAUUUAUAAGAUACAUGUUGGAACAAUCUCCCAACUUGCAGAAGAUAGUUCUGAGAGAUGAGGAACAGUGUGAUGACUGUGACGCCCUUAAGGUACCUCGUCCUUCGAGAUUUCCGAGGAAGGAAGAUGAGCAAGAGAUGGUGGUUAAGCGGAUUAGAGAUGGCAUGUUCUCGCCAGAGAUAAUUUUUUACGAGUAAGAAGAGACAUGACAUAUCUCAUUCCAAACAAUUUUUGAUACUUAUAAUUACCUGGGAUUGGGAUGUUCUAUGUAGGCACAUGACCUAUCUUACAACCAGCACUAUGAACAAUCUGCAAGUAACACUCUCUUCACUGGAGAUAACAAACGAAGCAAGAAGAUGAUAUCUUUUGGUUACCCGCGGUGCAGUGGUUACUCCAUGCAGCUCAUCCAUGGAUUUCAUCCAGACCAUGCAUUGAGAGAGUCGGUAUUCAUAAUUCUCGGGUGUGCUGUCUCUGCACCGAGCAAUCUUGUCUUCUUUCUGACUCAAGUCAUCAUCUUUGUGCCUCGCACCGUCUUCUUUCUGAAAAUUUCAAGAAUGAUAGACAGAUCUUGAGACAAAUCAGAGGCCUUUACAGCAUGAAAAUAACUGGGAAAUAAUUCCAUGAACGAUAGACCGAUCUGGAGACCAAUCAAACUAAAGAGCACAAGUAUACACAAGGACAGGGAUGUCUGAUUUGGGCCCAGGGCGUGAGUUGUGGUGUGAGGAACCGACGGGUGUGGCCAUGUCUCGCCUGCUGCCGCCUCUGAUUUUUUAUCUUGGCCACCUCGCCUUCUGCCACCUCUCCACCUCCUAAACAGACCCGGCGAAGACUGCACUCCGCAGCGUCAAUGCCCGCAGCAAGCAGCCUGACCCCCUACCGAGGGAACGCACCGUUGCUGCCAGGAACCUAUCUGAUGCUAUUACACAAAGACUACACCGACAACCACCUUGCCACACAGGAGAGCAGAGCACGGCCGCCCCACCCAGGUUUUUUCCCCUCUACAAAGCGCUUCCACUUUGGGCAAGGCGAUGGUCAUAGCACUGGUGGAUAGGACGCAUGCCCACCAAAGUGGUAGAAACCAACGGGACACCUACGAUAAGUCAGGACAUGCAGGAGGAACCACGGCGGCUUAUUGUGAGCUCGGCAUUCCUAGAGAGGUGCCGAGGUUAGUAAAUGACACACCAAUUUUAGCGAGUCCUCCCACUUACCAUCGGGGCCGUCAGAAAAUCAAUGCCUUGAGCGGAACCAGUGGUCAAAUUCUAGGGAUAUAGUGGCUUUAAGGAUGGAUUAGCUGUUUGCUAUAUACAAACUUAAGAGCAGAUUUUGUGUGGCCGUUUAUUUUCUCAUCUUUCCAAUUUUAUGAUUAUUGGCUAAAUCACUAAACUGAGCACAGCAGGGCCACGUUCAUGCGAUGAAUGAGAAGGUGAUGCGGAACCAAUAUAUAUGAGCUCUUGGUAUCUUGGAGCAUGUACAUGGUCCCACCCUUCUUCCCCUAAGGUAAUUUGAUUCGGCAACGGUUAGCUUAUUUCAGGUUGCAUGGUUAUCCCGUGAUGUUUAGUGGUCAAGUUAUAGAUGCACAAGGAGGAAAAAGGUAUAAAUGCUCAUAUCAUCAGAGUCAGAGAUGUUAUUAAUUUUUCUAUGGUACUCCCUCUGUAAAGAAAUAUAAGAGCUUCUAGAUCACUCUAGCAAUGCCCGGAUAUUCUUCUAGUUGGUAUAAACGAUCGACAAAGUCCUUGCAUUAGUCAGCUUAUUGUGAAAAUUUGACAUACCCUACUCGGACUAGGGCCGAACUGUCCACAACAAUAGGACGGGACCAGUAGAGUAUAGGAGCAGGAGUUCCCAGCUUGAGUCAUCCACGAAUUUCAGUCGGCAUAUAGCACCAUGCAUGAAAAAUCAAAGUUUGGCAGGCAGCUGUGGGCACGGAUUAGUACUUGCAACGCAUGGGCACCCAUUAAUUCAAUCGACGGACAGCACCGUGCAUGAAAAUCAAGUUUCAACCACUGACUAGCAGGCAGUUGUGGCCACUGACUAGUGCUACUACUACUGAACCAAUUGCAACGCAUGGUUAACAAGUCUAUAAGAUCCACCACCACCCAAGCAGUUUGUGCCAAGAGCAUUUUCUGAGUUCUUGCGCUUGUGUACACAUAGUUACAUACCACCAUGGCGAAAUGCUGGCUGCUGCUGCUGCUCCUCUUGGCGUUUCUCUUGCCGGCGGCGCACACUAAGUCAUGCCACCCUAACGACCUCCGUGCGUUGCGGGGCUUUGCCGGGAACCAUGGUGGCGGGGGCGUCCUUCUCCGUGCCGUGUGGUUUGGCGCCUCGUGCUGCGGCUGGGAAGGUGUGGGUUGUGACAGCAGCAGCGGCCGUGUCAUGGUGCUACGGCUUCCCGGGUAUGGCCUCGCGGGGCCCAUCCCGGGAGCCUCCCUGGCCGGCCUUGCGCAGCUGGAGGAGCUCUUCCUCGGCUCCAACUCUUUCGUUGGUUCCCUCCCCGAGGAGCUCUUCAGCCUCGCUGGGUUGCGGAAGCUCUCCCUCGAGUCCAACGAGCUCACUGGUAAGUUGAGCUCACGCCUUGGCGAGCUCAAGAACCUCACCUUCCUGAACUUGUCGGUCAACCGCUUCUUCGGCCGCCUCCCUGACGUGUUUGGUGACCUCAUGUCGCUCGACCAUUUGGCCAUGGACUCCAAUGGCUUGUCCGGAUCUUUGCCGCCGUCUCUGUCAUCACUGUCUUCUCUCAGUGAGCUCAACCUCCGGAACAACUCCCUGUCUGGUCCGAUUGCUCGUGUCAACUUCUCCGGCAUGCCACUUCUUGCUUCAGUUGACUUUUCCGCAAAUAACCUGAGUGGGUCUCUCCCAGUUAGCCUCGCGGAUUGUAGCGCGCUCAAGUCGCUCACCCUUGCCAACAACCAAUUGGUUGGCACCAUCCCGUCGUGGAUUGGUGAGCUUGACAACCUUCGCUGCUUGGAUGUCUCAAAUAAUUCAUUGGUUGGCGAGGUACCGAAGGGUUUGACAUGUCUCAAAUGCCUCGCCACCGCUGAUCGUUCAGUGGGUAUGGCUUUCACUAACAUGCCAUUGUAUGCGAAGCGUAACAGAAGAGUACUCCAACAACAACCAAAUGUCUUAUCUGGGAGCAAUAAUACUGUCAGAUCGGGGGGUGGCAAUGUUCUAUCCGGAGACAACAACACUGUCAUAUCUGGGAACAACAACACUCUAUCUGGGACCAACAACACAGUCGUAUCUGGGAGCAACAAUGUCCUAACUGGCAGCAACCAUGUUGUAUCUGGCAGCAAUAAUGUUGUAAGUGAUACCAGCCAUGUCGUAAAUGGGAGCAACAAUACUGUAUCCGGGAGGAACAAUAUGGUAACCGGGAACAACAAUACCGUAUCUGGGAACAACAAAGUCGUAACUGGAGGUUAAUGAUCUGUCAGUGGAUUGAUUCCAUCUUCCCUGACGGUGCUCAUCACCUUGUCCAGGUUCAGUGUGGCUUACGAUCACUUGGUGGGGCUAAUCACGUUUGUAACUUCAUGGAUAUAACAUCCUAUUCCUACUUCAAAUAAAAGUACUCCCUAAGAUGUCUACAGUUUUUUCUUUACAUAAAAA
Messenger RNA from Aegilops tauschii subsp. strangulata, 5005 nucleotides. RefSeq lists its product as uncharacterized. The record is from RefSeq and is a predicted model, not a curated record. Gene Ontology annotation, molecular function: protein binding. Lineage: Eukaryota; Viridiplantae; Streptophyta; Magnoliopsida; Poales; Poaceae.